ACCUUUUUUGAAUUAACUGUCAAUACAAAGCGCUUCUCAAUUUGGAUUCAAGAAUCAAAAACUCACUUUCCUAUAUUAACAAUCUCUUCUCAACCCCAUUAAAUUCUCAUUUUCCAUUAGCUCUGUUCUUGUUACAUUCGCAAUCAGUUAAGUUUUUUUUCCAUUGAUAAUUCCUCUUCCACUUUGUUCUUAGUUGAAGAAGCAAAUUGAUACAAUGCAAGAAGAUUCUGUAUAUGAUCCACUAGUUUUCGGUCUUGGUAGUUACAUCUAUUGCAGUAAUUGUGAAGUUCGAAUUGCUCGUGUCCAGUAUUACAUUCCUAAUGUGCAGGACUUAGAUUAUGGAGGCUACUUUGAGAGAGUGUUUAAUGUUGUUAUACUAGACCAACCGAAAUUUCAUCAACAAGAAGAUGGAAAUACCCUAACCACACUCAAUAUUUACUGUACCCAAUGUGAUAUGCAGCUCGGAUGGAGACUAAUGGAAACCACCCUACCGUCCAAGUAUUUCAUAAGAGGAAGAUUCUUUAUGAGAUUGGACAUGCUCAUGUACAAGAGUCGUGUAACGUUGCAUGAUUCUCUCUUUGGAGGUGCAAAUCGACAGGAUCAUGUUCAAGAUGCAGGGGCUAAUGCUGAUCAAGAAGCAGGUGCUGAUGAGAGAAAUGCUGAUCAAGAUAGAGAUGCAAAGAACAGAAUCAUGAUCAAGAUGAAACCGCUAAUGAACAAGGUCCUAAUGAACAAUGAUCAAGAUGGACCACGGCCAAUGAAACGAAUGAAGAUGUAGUAGACCAACAGGCUGACGGAAAUGCUGACAUUGAUAGCCUACUCAUGCUGAUCAAAAUGCAGAAAGAUACACAUUGCACUUCACAAAAUGCUAAUUCAUAUUUGUAUGAUAUUCUUUUUUCUCUUUCUGAUAUUGGAAUUACAGUACAGAUUAUUAUUUCAGGCUGCAACAAAGCAGUUGACACUGCACUUUUUACAUGUUUCAGCUCUAUAUGCUGCUUUGUUUUUCUUUUAAUUUUUGGAAGCAAGUCAACUGUCAGAGAUGUAUUUCCUGAACUGCAAUCAUAUUUUUCUCGAAGCUAAAGUUGCUUGACAAUAAAUGCUAGUGAAGUUUGGUUUGUUUUUCUACAAAGGGAAAAAGGUCUGAUAUACCCCUUAACUUUGUCAUUUAGAGAUAUAUACCGUUGUUGACGGGUAUAUCAGACCCUUAGAAGCUAAAGUUGCUUGACAAGUGCACUGUUCCAGUAUGUGGUGAAGUUAGAUUUUAACAGAUAUGUAUGAUAAAUUGAUAAUUAUGUAUUUAUAGAUUUGAUUUUUAUUGUGACCUAGUUCAGAGAACGACAGCUUGGUUGCCAGACAAUAUCAAUGAUGGAAGA
Molecule: messenger RNA, 1373 nt
Organism: Solanum lycopersicum (tomato)
Lineage: Eukaryota; Viridiplantae; Streptophyta; Magnoliopsida; Solanales; Solanaceae
Source: RefSeq, a predicted model, not a curated record